This is a messenger RNA of Branchiostoma belcheri (Belcher's lancelet), 1517 nucleotides long. Its product is annotated as non-neuronal cytoplasmic intermediate filament protein-like. The coding region runs from base 152 to 1138 and encodes 328 amino acids. Lineage: Eukaryota; Metazoa; Chordata; Leptocardii; Amphioxiformes; Branchiostomatidae. The record is from RefSeq and is a predicted model, not a curated record. The transcript is spliced from 7 exons.
GGUUGGAUGUGGAAGAUGUGAUCAACGGGGAAUGUUUACGUGGAGGAUCUUAAAAUGAGGAACCAUCCGAGAACCGGAGCAGUAAAAUACAACAGUGCGCCAAAGCCUAUCUCUUACAUCAGAAGCUACUGUUGGGUCGAAUCAAACCACAAUGGCUCAAGCGAAACUAAGCGAGAUGAUAAGGCCCUCUCUAGUCGAUAGAGGCGACGUCGGCAGUUUAUCUGGGCCCGAAUCUUUCAAGGCAAGAGCACGCGUGAUCAGAGCGGGAAAUGUGAUAACAUCGCUGGGUGGGCCGGACGGCGUCGCGCGCAUGGUCGUCGCCCGCAAAGCCCGGUCCCAGGAGAAGGAGGAACUGACCGUCCUGAACAACCGCUUCGCCUCCUACAUCCAGAAGAUGCGCUUCCUCCAGCAGCGUAAUCGCGCGCUGGAGGCGCAGAUCCUUCAACUACAAUCGACUGAGAUGUCCGCAGACACGAAGACGUUAUACGAGAAGGAAACUCGCGACCUGCGUACGCUUGUCGACGAGCUUUCCGAUGACAAAGCCAGAAUGGCACUGGAGAGGGAUCAAUGGAAGGAACGGGCCGAGGAAUACAAAAGAAAGUGGGAGGAAGAGUCAGCCUGGCACGCUGAGCUGAAUACUGAGGUUGCAAAGCUCAACAAAAACUUGAAUGCUGUAACGCUGAUACGUGUGGACCUGCAGAGUAAGAUUGCUUCAAUGAAGGAAGAGAUUGAUUUCAUGGUGACGGUUCACAAACAGGAACUGAAGCAACUCCAAGACCAGUUGAACCAGAGCCUGUCCAUUGUUGCUGUAGAUGAGAUUCCCGAAGCUGGACCAGAUGUCAUCAGUGAGCUGUACGAGCUGCGGCAGCUGUAUGAAGACUUCUGCCGGGAUGUCAGGGCCAGGUGCGAGGAGAAAUUCACCGGGCUUGAGCUCGAGCGCGAGCGGGACAGCAAGACGAUGCUGGCCGCCAGAGGUGCGCUCAUCACCUCCCGUAAAGAGGUGUCCGAGCUUCGAGGGCAGCUCAACACCGUUAUGACUGAGACUGUGACUGAAACAGUGACGCGUGAGAGCUCAUCUUCUUCAUCAACUGAACUCCAACAAAUGAGGAUAACCUCCGAGACAGAGCUGGACAUGUAACCUGUACAUGUUGAUGACCAACGCUACUAUAACACACCGGGAAGGUCAUCCUGUUGAAACAGCAAGACAGCAGGAAGUUUACCUUGCGUGUUUAAUCCGACCGCUGAGAGUUGGGGAUGAAAGAACAUCAACGUAUUGCUAAUGCUAAUUAAACUUCAUAGUUUAUAGCACUUCAUAGUUAGUAUACUAGAAAACAUUAUACUGAACAACUAUAUCAAGAGUAUUCCGAUGGAACGAAAACGUAUACGACGUUGUAAUUCUAUAAUUCUAUAUUUGCUUCGAUAGCUUCGUUACACAGUUAUCUGUAGUUCCCAUGCCUGUUAUUAUGCGAUUGGUUUUCUGAAUUGUUUCUGAAGAUGAAUAAAGAUAUUAAAGCGUU